This is a messenger RNA of Linum trigynum, 327 nucleotides long. Lineage: Eukaryota; Viridiplantae; Streptophyta; Magnoliopsida; Malpighiales; Linaceae. The record is from the annotation of a GenBank genome assembly.
AUGCAGGGGUCGGGUUCGCCGCAAUCGACGCGUAAGAUUGACCCUGUAGAUGGGAUCGACGACGAGGGCAGGAAUGAUUUGGGAGCGACCGCCAGUGAAGGAGGCUUCUCUCCCCUUCUCCGACUUGGACUAGUCUUGUCGGUGUCGGCGGAGCAGUUCGACGCAGAUAGAAGGCGUCCCCGAAUCGAUUUUGGGAGAACGUCGGAGGAGGAGAUCGAGGGAGUUUUCUGUUUACCAGACGUCGGAGGGAAGGAGGAGAUCGAUUUUGAACAAGCCACCGUCGUCGUCCCCUGUUUACCAGACGUCGGAGGAGGAGAUCGAUUUUGA